Messenger RNA from Oreochromis aureus, 1389 nucleotides. RefSeq lists its product as uncharacterized. The record is from RefSeq and is a predicted model, not a curated record. The transcript has 5 exons. Lineage: Eukaryota; Metazoa; Chordata; Actinopteri; Cichliformes; Cichlidae. The coding region runs from base 318 to 1154 and encodes 278 amino acids.
UUGAAAAAGCAACUACCGGACGUAUUAUUUUGUCACAAUCUUGAAAUUAGCCAAGUCUGUGGUGUUUAAAACUUGUGACUGUGCAGUUGUGUAGAUUACUCACCUGACUGUGGCCACAUUUGGCUGUUUCCUGUUUAAGGCACCUGCUCUUCAAUUAAGCUGCCAGCAUUCCUGACCAUCUUAUCUCGACAUAUUUGCGUUAUUUCCAAAGAAAAUUUCUUUCACGCGCCAAAUAUCAUGGCACACAGGAGAAGACGACAACGUUCACUUCCAGUUUUCUACAUUCAGACAGCACUGAUAGGCAAGCACCCAGCAGUAUGGACCAGCUUACUUUAAAUUACACGGAGAUGUGCAACAUGGAGUCCAGCACAGAUUCUGACUCCGAAAUCAGUCCAAGAUGGUCCGACACCAGUACCAUGGGAUGUGUGAGCAGUGCACCAGAGAGUGGGGCCUCAAGGAGGGUGUUGCCAUUAACGCUUAAGCCUGCAGAAAGGCAUGGCUGUUAUUCUUUGGAUUUGGACCCGUACGAUGGGAGCUCUGAGGAUUCUGACAAGUCAAAUGUCAACGUCUUCAGCAGGCAAUCGAGGCAGCAGGGAAAAGGUGGAGGAAAAGGAGGAUGUCGACUCUUGGGCCGAAGCAGGCGAUAUAUCUUUAAUCACUCUGCUUCUGUUGCUCUCAGAGAAGGAGCGAAAAAUGACAAGAGAGACUGUCUGAGAGAGCAGCCGAAUCUUCUGGAUGUCCAGAUGAAAUGUGGAAGUGACUCUGACCGGUGGGUCUGCAAACUGGACACUCUUCCCUCUAACAAUGACAGGGAUGCUUGUAAAAAUCUUCCAGAAGAAAGGGUAACUGAUUCAAUAACACACAGACAAACCUCGGAUAUGGAGUUGCAGCUUGAUGAUUCAGGCUUGGAUAUUACAAGAUCCUCCACACUUCACCCACCUAACCCUCAAAGCUCAGUGGAGGGGAGUUCAUCUCACAAGCUGGGUUGCUCCUCUGAGAGAUCUCCCUGGUUGUGUAACCUUGGAUCUCUUUACAAGAGAAAGCUGAGUCUCCCUGGAACAGACAUGAUUGAGUUGGGACACAGGAAGAAGCAGUGUGUCUUCAACAUGGAGGAUGAACAAGAAGGAAACGAUUCUGCAUCUGAACCAUGUUAGAGUUCUUUAACAGUUGAGAUUUAAGGUGGACUGAAAUACUGUAAAUAGUUAUUUGGAAUUGCACUCUGUUUACUCAUGAAUAGUUCACUUUGAGCACGUCCUGAUCGUUAAGAUGGCAUUUGGUUACCACUUGCUUAAAAUUUAGUCACUGGUGACUCAUCAAAACCUAAUUUUUGUUCAAAUGAGCUGCUCAAUUCCAAAUGAAUGAAUGAAUAAAGUAAAAUAUUUAAGUCUC